Molecule: messenger RNA, 1758 nt
Organism: Archocentrus centrarchus (flier cichlid)
Lineage: Eukaryota; Metazoa; Chordata; Actinopteri; Cichliformes; Cichlidae
Gene: trps1
Product: trichorhinophalangeal syndrome I
Exons: 6
Coding region: 139-1758 (539 amino acids)
Biological process (GO): regulation of transcription by RNA polymerase II
Cellular component (GO): nucleus
Molecular function (GO): DNA-binding transcription factor activity; RNA polymerase II transcription regulatory region sequence-specific DNA binding
Source: RefSeq, a predicted model, not a curated record
CAGUCGGAGCCCGAGGAUGGGGACAAAGCGGUAGAAGGAGAGAGACGCGACAGAGAAAGAGGGGAGGCAGAUCAUCUCAGCCCUCCUCUCCUCUCUGCCCACCAUCUCCUCCCCAGACAGGAAGGAGGGGAGGAGACCAUGACCGAUACUCCUCCGCUUUCCUCCAGCCCCUCUCCUAAACUCCAGGACUUCAAGUGCAAUGUGUGCGGCUAUGGUUACUAUGGCAACGACCCGGCUGACCUGGUGAAGCACUUUCGGAAGUAUCACCUGGGCCUGCACAACCGCACACGACAGGAUGCUGCGCUCGACACACACAUCCUGGCCCUCCACAACAUGGCUCCCCAACACACACCUAUUGACAUACAGGCAGGACCAGGGCAGAGGAGCCAAGCCAAAGACUUGGGGAAGACGAGACCGGACAUUCAGAAUCAGCAGCACAGGACAGUAAUGAUGAAUGGCACAUAUGACGUACAGGUGACGUUGGGUGGCACGCUAAUUGGAAUUGGCCGGAAGACCUCUGAUUGCCAGGGAAACACUAAGUACUUUCGCUGCAAAUUCUGCAACUUCACGUACAUGGGCAGUAAUUCCUUGGAACUUGAACAACAUUCCCUCUCCUCGCACCCAAACAAAGUCAAAACUCCGCCAACCACACCCCUGCUGGUCACAAAUAACCUGGCGACGCACGACAACCAGUUGAAGGGGAGGAGUCAAGUCUUAGACGGGGCAGAGCGAGUGGCGGUGCGGGCAGAAGAUGACUCGUUGGUCGGGUACUUCAUCCCCGUCAGGGCUUGUUCAGAUUCAUCAGGCUGGUCAGGGGAGGCUGGUCGAGGUGCUGUGCAGACGUACUAUUGGUGUAAAUUCUGCAGCUGGAGUUGUGAGUGGUCGGGGGGUUCCGCAAAGCUUUUAGAGCACUAUGAGCAAAGACACAAAAUGAACGUGGGUGAUACUACGAGCCCCAACAACUCUAAUCCUGGGGGGAUGGACAGAGAGAGAGAAAGAGGAGGAAGGAGAGAUGGAGGAGAGAGAGAUCAAAUGGCAUCGAAAGGCCGCAAAGAUCAGCUGUCCAACCCAUCCAGCGCCAGCCAAGGAGACCCAAACAGCAGUGAUUCAGAAGCAGUUGUGACCAGUUAUAACUGUCAGUUGUGUGAUUUCCGGUACUCCAUGGCCCACAGUGCGGAUGUGAUCGUAGUAGCACCUUUAUUACUGCACUACCAGCAUAACCACUCCAUCCAUCGCUGCAGCAUUCAGCACUGCAUGUAUUGUCCACAGGGGCUCUGUCAGCCACAAAAACACCUAGGGGAGGUGUCCCACCCAUUUGCCUGUCGGAAGCCCACCUGCCCCAAAUGCUGUUCAAAGUUUCCUCAAUCCACCAAACAGCAGGAUGCCAUUGGUUCAAAACCCACGGUCACCACCUCACCCAGUGUGACUCCUCCCAAUCCUCGAGGCGAUCAUAGUGGGAUUUCUGGUUCGACUUUUCACCCCUCUAACCCUGCCCAUCCUGUUGUCACACAAGGCAUCACCCACUUGUGUGACCAGUGUGCAUUUGCUACCACUGACAUUGACGUGUUGCUGCAACACUAUGAAAGCUGCCACAACCUGAUCAACCUAAAGGGGGCUCCCCCACAUGUCAAAGCUGAGGAAGAAGCAGGGGGAGAGAAGGAAGGAGGGAGAGGAGGAGCAGGAGAGAGGGAGUACUCGUGUACAAAGUGUCACUUCAUUACGGAAGUGGAAGAAGAAAUUUUUAGACACUACAGGUGA